AUGGAUAGAGCCUCGAAAGUUAAGGCAUGGGCUAAUUAUAUCAAGUCACAAGAGUGGGUAUUUGAAGAUACUGCUUCAAUUGGAAAAGCGAAUAAUUUGCAUGAUUUACUUACUUCAAUCCCAUGUUUUAAUUCGGGGGAGCUGGCAAAUCGAUUAUCAAGAAACAUCCUACCAUUAGGAUUUCAUUUCCUAUAUAACAAUUCUUCUAACAUUCAUUUGGGUGCAGAUGGAUACGACAAUUAUCAAGCCCCUAUUGAUAUGCAGAAUGGCUCAGAGCUAUUCAGUAGAAGAAUGUGGGUAGGAGGAAACGUCACAUUUUUUGGCCAUCCGAUUGCGUUGAACUCUUCGCUUACAUGCAAGGAAUUGGUAAAGUCUGUAAGACAUUUGGGAGCUUCAGCUUUUGUUAGUAUCGAUAGAAGCUUUUAUGACAAGCAUAGUUGUUUACUAUUAAGGGAAAACAGGAACUUGGUGUAUACGAAUACACGACAUAAGCCGAAAAGCAGCACACUGGAAAACGCAUUCAGUUCCUUGUGUGAUAUUGAAGAUGAAAAAAGGGUGACCUUAUCUUUGAGUAUGGAACAAAUUAUGAAGUAUAGUUUUUUAACAUACAAUAUGCAUAAAAUUCAUUACGAUAGGCAAUAUUGUGCUGCACAAGAACAUUUACCUAACAUCCUUGUUCAAGGGCCAUUCAUGGUGACUUUGUUGUUGUACUGGUUCAAUUUAAAUAAUACAGCACCAGGUGCCCUAAGUUUCAGCUAUAAGAAUCCGGAGCCAUGCUUUGAAAAUGACUGCUUAACUCUUUCUUUUGCUAAACGAGACAAUAGAGACUACCGUAUGGGAAUAUUUAAUGCAAACAAUACCAAGCGGUUCCUUGUGGGCUCAUUGAAGCUAAAUUAA
This is a messenger RNA of Priceomyces carsonii, 897 nucleotides long. RefSeq names its product hydroxyacyl-thioester dehydratase. The transcript has a single exon. Gene Ontology annotation, molecular function: (3R)-hydroxyacyl-[acyl-carrier-protein] dehydratase activity. Bases 1 to 897 code for a protein of 298 amino acids. Lineage: Eukaryota; Fungi; Ascomycota; Pichiomycetes; Serinales; Debaryomycetaceae. Gene Ontology annotation, cellular component: mitochondrion. The record is from RefSeq and is a predicted model, not a curated record.